AAAACAAAUCUUGGAGUAGCAAAUUUUUACUUUUUGUCAGGUUCGUAGCUUCGUCCUCGUUGAUGAAUCCUGCAUCUGGGAUUUCUCACUAACAUAUGUCCCAGAAACCCUUUUGAAUCUUAAAUUCCUCGUUCGAAUUCGAUUUCCAAAGAAACGGAUCCAGAAACCGGAAAGAUUAGAUUUUUUUCCAAGCGAUCGUGAUUGAGUAUGCAUAGAUCUGGUACUACAAUGGCGUGGAACGUCUUCAAAUUCUGUACAGCUCUACGAGGACUCGGAUCGAUCAUGAUCCUUCUGGUCUUAGGGGUUGUUGGUGUAACCUAUUACGCCGUCGUUUGGACCAAUUAUGGACCUACACUAUCAGAUGGAGGUCUCGGUUCUCUUGCUGCUUUUGCUAUUAUAAUCCUUUUCCACUUUUUGUUGGCAAUGCUUUUGUGGAGCUAUUUCUCUGUUGUGUUUACUGAUCCUGGUGUUGUGCCUCCUAAUUGGAGGUUAGCUUCAGACGAGGAACAACGAGGCGAGUCUGAUGCGUUAAACAGUUUGGAGUUUUGCGUGUUACAGCCUGAUUCUUCCAACCAAAGAACUCGGUUUUGUAGAAAAUGCAAUCAACCUAAACCUCCUCGUUGCCAUCAUUGCUCUGUUUGUGGUCGAUGUGUGUUGAAAAUGGACCACCAUUGUGUUUGGGUUGUGAGCUGUGUCGGGGCGCUUAAUUAUAAGUAUUUUCUUCUUUUCUUGCUUUACACCUUUUUGGAAACAACUCUUGUGACUCUACUUCUCAUGCCACACUUUAUAGCUUUCUUUAGCGAUGAAGAGAUACCUGGAACCCCAGGCACUCUUGCUACUACAUUUCUUGCAUUUGUAUUAAACCUGGCAUUUGCUUUAAGCGUUAUGGGUUUCUUAAUCAUGCACAUUUCGUUGGUUGCUGCCAAUACCACAACUAUAGAGGCAUAUGAGAAGAAAACAAGUCCAAAAUGGCCAUAUGACCUUGGUCGAAAGAAAAACUUUGAACAAGUGUUUGGUAUGGAUAAAAGAUACUGGCUGAUUCCAGCCUACUCAGAAGAAGAUUUAAGACGAAUGCCGGAACUUCAAGGACUCGAAUACCCUUCCAAACCGGACUUCGAUUCCCAAGAUUUCUGAAGAAAGGUGCCUUCUUUACUGUAACAAUACCUUAGAGAUGACAGAGACAGAGAUAGGAAAUGACUUUGGAGGAGUAAUAUCUACUCUUAACUUAAAAGAGUCGCUUCUCGCAUUACACGGUGUCGUUUCGUCCCACUGAUAGAAGAAAACGCUGAGACUAAGGGCAAAUCAGAUGAUAUUUUGUAGUUUGCAUAUGAAUAUGAUUGUAGUUAUAAAUGUAGAGCCAGUCUCACGUUGAAUAGAAUCCUCCCUCCGGUUAAGUCACUCACUUUUCUUAUAGUCUAUUCCUUUUGUUAAAACCCUGGUUUCAAUGCUUGCCAUUGAAUUUUUGUGGUAAAAUAAA
Arabidopsis lyrata subsp. lyrata is the source of this 1477-nucleotide messenger RNA. RefSeq names its product probable protein S-acyltransferase 14. Gene Ontology annotation, molecular function: protein-cysteine S-palmitoyltransferase activity. Bases 208 to 1134 code for a protein of 308 amino acids. Lineage: Eukaryota; Viridiplantae; Streptophyta; Magnoliopsida; Brassicales; Brassicaceae. The transcript is spliced from 7 exons. Gene Ontology annotation, biological process: peptidyl-L-cysteine S-palmitoylation; protein targeting to membrane. The record is from RefSeq and is a predicted model, not a curated record. Gene Ontology annotation, cellular component: Golgi apparatus; endoplasmic reticulum.